This is a messenger RNA of Sturnus vulgaris (Common starling), 987 nucleotides long. NCBI's taxonomy places the organism in Eukaryota, Metazoa, Chordata, Aves, Passeriformes, Sturnidae. The record is from RefSeq and is a predicted model, not a curated record.
AUGCGCGACUUUUUGUUUCCAGAUCUUCACCUCUUUAAAGAUCCCUUCAACAGCACCGCGAUCCCGGGGAAGGGCGGCAGGGCUCCGUCUCACGGCGGCUUUCGGAGCCGCUCCGGCACCAUAAAUCAAACACCCCCAUCCCCCCCGCCCGGUCUCUCCGUUUCAAACCUCAACAAUCAGCAGCCGCGGAAAGAGCGCACAAAGGCGCGGGCCGGCCCGGGGGGCUCUGCCCGCGCAGGGAUGCGGCGGGGGGGGCGGCCAAACCCAACGCCGCGCCCGCCCCCGUUACAGAAGCGUUUCCCCAGAACCGGGGGGCCCCGCCGCCCACCCCCGCACGCCCCCGGGCACGAAGUUCACGGGACAACCGGGGCUCCGCCGGGGCGGCGGCGGCGCCUCCCCCGCCCGCCGCGCCGCCCCCGGCCCACCGGGACCCCUGCGGGGGCGGCCGUACAGCCUUCCGGGGCUGAGGGACCGAGGGAGCCGCGGAGCCGCUCCCAGCACAACGGGCUCUCCUCCGACACCCCCGCGCUGCCACCGCGGGCCCCGGUGAGGAGCGGAGGGGAGGAAACCCCCGCGGCGGCCCCGCAACGCGGGGAGCGGCCAGAGGCGGCCAAACAGACGCGACACCAAGCGAAAGGGCAGAGCAGGACUUACUCUCUGUCGCGCUCGAUCCUCCCGCGGGCUCCUGGAAGUCUCCGCCGCCGGCCCCGCCGCCCGCCGCUUUCUAACUCACAGCCGCCAUCUUUGCCCUCCCUCCCCUCACAGGGAGGGGGGGCCGGGGGCCGCCCGCACCACGUGACCCGGGCCGCGCCUCCCUCCCCCCGCCGCGGCGCGCGCGCUCCCCGCCCACGUGACGCCGCCAGCCAGCGCCCGCCGCUGGCGCGCGCUCGGCACCACGUGACCCGCCCCCCGCCCGCGGGCUCCCCGGUCCCACCGCCGCCGCCGCCGGGCCCCGGCGCGCGCUCCCCGCUCGCCCCCGCCACGUGA